Messenger RNA from Macaca mulatta (Rhesus monkey), 1217 nucleotides. RefSeq names its product aldo-keto reductase family 1 member C4 (gene AKR1C4). The record is from RefSeq and is a predicted model, not a curated record. Gene Ontology annotation, molecular function: oxidoreductase activity. Lineage: Eukaryota; Metazoa; Chordata; Mammalia; Primates; Cercopithecidae.
CCCUGAAUAUAAAUACCAGAUGUUGACGAAGGACACAGGAUCUGCAUAGCGAAAGAAGUGACAUGCAAUGGAUCCCAAAUAUCAGCGUGUGGCGCUAAAUGAUGGUCACUUCAUGCCCGUAUUGGGAUUUGGCUCCUAUGCACCUCCAGAGGUUCCGAGGAACAGAGUUGUGGAGGUCACCAAAUUGGCAAUAGAAGCUGGCUUCCGCCAUAUUGAUUCUGCUUAUUUAUACAACAAUGAGGAGCAAGUUGGACUGGCCAUCCGAAGCAAGAUUGCAGACGGCAGUGUGAAGAGAGAAGACAUAUUCUACACUUCAAAGCUUUGGUGCACUUUCUUUCGACCACAGUUGGUCCAACCAGCCUUGGAAAGCUCACUGAAAAAACUUCAACUGGACUAUGUGGACCUCUAUCUUAUUCAUUUCCCAAUGGCUCUCAAGCCAGGUGAGACGCCACUACCAAAAGAUGAAAAUGGAAAAGUAAUGUUCGACACAGUGGAUCUCUGUGCCAUAUGGGAGGCCAUGGAGAAGUGUAAGGAUGCAGGAAUGGCCAAGUCCAUCGGGGUGUCAAACUUCAACCGCAGACAGCUGGAGAUGAUCCUCAACAACCCAGGACUCAAGUACAAGCCCGUCUGCAACCAGGUGGAAUGUCAUCCUUACCUCAACCAGAGCAAACUGCUGGAUUUCUGCAAGUCAAAAGACAUUGUCCUGGUUGCCCAUAGUGCUCUGGGAACCCAACGACAUAAACUAUGGGUGGACCAGAACUCCCCAGCUCUUUUGGAGGACCCAGUUCUUUGCGCCUUAGCAAAGAAACACAAACGAUCCCCAGCCCUGAUUGCCCUGCGCUACCAGCUGCAGCGUGGGGUUGUGGUCCUGGCCAAGAGCUACAAUGAGCAGCGGAUCAGAGAAAAUGUCCAGGUUUUUGAAUUCCAGUUGACUUCAGAGGAUAUGAAAGUUCUAGAUGACCUAAACAGAAAUUUUCGAUAUGUUGUCAUGGAUUUUCUUGUGGACCACCCUGAUUAUCCAUUUUCAGAUGAAUAUUAGCAGAGAGGGUGUUGCACGACAUCUAGCAGAAGCCCUGCGUGUGGAUGGUGAUGCAGAGGAUGUCUCGAUGCUGGUGGACACACGGCCUCUGGUUAAAUCCCUCCUGCUUGGCAACUUCAGUUAGCUACAUACAUCCAUAGUCCAGAAAGCAAAGAAAAUAAAUUUUAUCUUGAAGUAA